CCCGGGCUCCAGCCAUGAACGGCGAGGAGCAGUACUACGCGGCCACGCAGCUCUACAAGGACCCGUGCGCGUUCCAGCGAGGCCCGGCGCCGCCCGAGUUCGGCGCCAGCCCCCCUGCGUGCCUGUACCUGGGCCGCCAGCCCCCGCCGCCCCCGCCGCCCCCGUUCCCCGGCGCGCUGGGUGCGCUGGAGCAGGGCAGUCCCCCAGACAUUUCGCCUUACGAGGUGCCCGCGCUGGCCGACGACCCCGCCGCCGUGGCGCACCUGCACCACCACCUGCCGGCUCAGCUUGCGCUCACCCAUCCGCCCGCCGGGCCCUUCCCGGAUGGAGCGGAGCCCAGCACCCUGGAGGAAACCUGCCGCGUCCAGCUGCCCUACCCAUGGAUGAAGUCCACCAAAGCUCACGCGUGGAAAGGCCAGUGGGCAGGCGGCGCCUACAUGGCUGAACCGGAGGAGAACAAACGCACGCGCACCGCCUACACGCGCGCCCAGCUGCUGGAGCUAGAGAAGGAGUUUCUGUUCAACAAGUACAUCUCCCGACCGCGCCGAGUGGAGCUGGCCGUAAUGCUGAACUUGACCGAAAGGCACAUCAAGAUCUGGUUCCAAAACCGCCGCAUGAAAUGGAAAAAGGAGGAGGACAAAAAGCGCGGGGUCGGUGGGACCGCGGCCGGGGGCGGCGGGGUGGCGGAGCCGGAGCAGGACUGCGCCGUGACCUCCGGCGAGGAGCUGCUGGCGCUGCCGCCGCCUGGAGGAGCUGUGCGGCCAGCUGCGCCUGCCGCCGCCUGCGAGGGUCGCCUGCCGCCGGGCCUUAGCACGUCGCCGCAGCCCCGGCGGCCGCAGGAACCCCGGUGAGA
This is a messenger RNA of Ochotona princeps (American pika), 853 nucleotides long. It is a transcript of the gene PDX1, whose product is annotated as pancreatic and duodenal homeobox 1. Gene Ontology annotation, molecular function: RNA polymerase II cis-regulatory region sequence-specific DNA binding; DNA-binding transcription factor activity, RNA polymerase II-specific. The transcript has 2 exons. Lineage: Eukaryota; Metazoa; Chordata; Mammalia; Lagomorpha; Ochotonidae. Bases 15 to 851 code for a protein of 278 amino acids. Gene Ontology annotation, cellular component: nucleus. The record is from RefSeq and is a predicted model, not a curated record. Gene Ontology annotation, biological process: type B pancreatic cell differentiation; regulation of transcription by RNA polymerase II.